Messenger RNA from Brenthis ino (lesser marbled fritillary), 3792 nucleotides. NCBI's taxonomy places the organism in Eukaryota, Metazoa, Arthropoda, Insecta, Lepidoptera, Nymphalidae. The record is from the annotation of a GenBank genome assembly.
AUGGCUAGUGUUUCCUAUCAAAUCGCAAAUCUUCUUGAGAAGAUGACAUCAAACGACAAAGACUUCAGGUUUAUGGCCACAAAUGAUCUUAUGACUGAAUUACAAAAAGAUAGUAUAAAACUUGAUGAUGAUUCAGAAAGGAAAGUUGUGAAAAUGUUACUUCGUUUGCUAGAAGAUAAGAAUGGAGAAGUUCAAAAUCUAGCAGUGAAAUGUCUUGGUCCAUUGGUAAAUAAAGUUAAAGAAUAUCAAGUGGAGGGAAUUGUAGAAACACUUUGUGCAAAUAUGCUUUCAGACACAGAACAAUUAAGAGAUAUUAGUAGCAUUGGCUUAAAAACUGUUAUAUCAGAACUACCUUUAGGUUCAAAUACUCUUGCUGCAAAUGUUUGUAAGAAAAUUACUGGAAGAUUAGGUAGUGCAAUCGAAAAGCAAGAAGAUGUAUCUGUCCAAUUAGAGGCUUUGGAUAUUUUGGCUGAUUUGCUGAGCAGAUUUGGAGGGUUGUUGAUUUCUUUUCAUCCAAUGUUGCUCAAUUCCUUACUUCCUCAGCUGGCUUCUCCUCGUCAGGCUGUACGCAAACGCACAAUAGUAGCAUUAUCACAUCUGGUCAUGUCUUGUAAUGCAGCACUUUACAAUAAACUUAUUGAUCAUCUGUUAGACGGUCUGAGUUCAUCAACAUUAUCCAGUGUCAGCCGUACUCACAUACAAUGCAUUGCUUCUAUUUGUCGGCAAGCUGGUCAUAGAUUUGGUGAACAGCUGUGGAGAGUGGCACCAGAAGUUUUAAAGCAUUCUACUGAUACCGAUGAGGAAUUGCGUGAGCAUUGCUUGCAAGCAUUAGAAGCCUUUGUACUUAAGUGCCCUAAGGAAGUACAGCCCCAUAUCCCAACAAUUAUCGAUUUAUGCUUGAAAAUGAUCACAUAUGAUCCAAAUUACAACUAUGAAGAUGAUGAAGAGAAUGGAGGUGGUGAAGAUGAAGAGAUGGAGGAUGAAUCUUUUGAACCAGAUGCAGAUCCGGAAUCUGACUCCGAAGAAUACUCUGAUGAUGAUGAUAUGUCUUGGAAGGUGAGGCGUGCAGCAGCUAAAUGUCUCGAGUCAGUAAUAUCAACUCGACAUGAAUUAUUGCCUGAAAUGUAUAAAACUGUAUCUCCAGCUCUAAUUGCAAGAUUCAAAGAGCGCGAGGAGAACGUGAAGUGCGACAUCCUGAGCGCGUACACGGCGCUGCUGCGCGCCACGCGGCCGCCGCCCGCGCUGCACGCGCUGGCGCCCGCCGACGGCGAGCCGCAGGCCUUGCUGCUGCAACGGGUACCGGGUGUCGUGCGCGGUGCCCUGCGCGUGAUCCGCGGGCGCAGCGUGCGCGCGCGCGCCUGCGCGCUGGCGCUGCUGCGCGAGCUGCUGGUGGCCGCGCCCGGCUGCCUCACCGACUACGCCUCGCGGGUUAUACGCACGCUCACGCCGGCGCUUACCGACAAAGGCACGGCGUCGUCAAUGAAGAUCGAGACGCUGGUGUUCGUGGUGUGGCUGGUGCGCGGACACGCGGCGCGCGCCAUGCGGCCGCACGCGGCGGCGCUGCUGCCCGCCGUGCUGGCCUGCGUGCGCGACCCCUUCUACAAGGUCACGGCCGAGGCGCUGCGCGUGCUGCAGACGCUCGUCAAGGUCAUGCGCCCGCUAGAGAGCAUCGAGAACGGUACGGAGGAGCCGUCGGAGGAGUUGCGGCGCUUCGUGCCGGCGAUGUACGAGUGCGCGCUGGUGCGCCUGCGCGCCGCCGACAUGGACCAGGAGGUGAAGGAGCGCGCCAUCGCCGCCUGCGGACAGCUUAUAUGCCACUUUGGGGAUUAUUUAGAGAAUGAGCUGCCAGUAUGUCUACCUAUAUUUUUGGAGAGAUUACGCAAUGAAAUUACUCGCUUGACUACUGUUAAAGCCCUUACUAAAAUUGCCGCAUCACCACUACAUAUCGACUUGCGGCCUAUAUUGUCUGAUGUUGUCCCUAUACUCGGUUCAUUCCUGAGAAAGAAUCAAAGAGCUUUGAAAUUAUCUACAUUAGUGUUAUUGGAUACUCUUGUUCAAAACUAUAGCAAUGCUAUUAGUAUAGAGCUACUAAGUAAGGUGCUAAUGGAGGUGCCGGCGCUGGUGGCGGAGGCGGACCUGCACUGCGCGCAGACGGCGCUGGCGCUGGUGCGCGGCGCGUGCGCGCGCUGCCCCGCCGCGCUCACGCCCGACGCGCGCGCCGCGCUCACGCCCAACAUCCUGGCGCUCGCGCGCUCGCCGCUGCUGCAAGACCGAUAUCUAACUGCGGUCGGCGGUCCUGUAAUGUGCGUGCGAUGUGCAGGCGGCGCGCUGAAGGCGAUGGUGGGCGUGCUGUCGGCGCUGGUGGCGGCGGACGUGGCGGGCUGCUCGCGCCGCGAGCUGCUGGCGCUGCUGGUGGCGCCCGUGCACGCCGCCGCCGACCACGCCGGCACGCCGCAUCACAUCAAACAGGCGUACCACUCGCUGGCGAAGUGCGUGGCGGCGGUGGUGGUGGCGGGCGGCUCGGACGCGCUGGACAUCACGCGCGGCUUCCUGCGCGACGCGGCGCACCCGCCCUCCGACACGCAGCACAUGUUCGCGCUGCUCGCGCUCGCCGAGAUCGGCAGGCAUUUAGACCUCAGUUCCAUACCAAACUUGAAGGAAGUGCUCCUGAGCUCGUUCACGCCGUCGUCUGAAGAAGUGAAGUCCGCGGCGAGCUACGCGCUGGGCUCCGUCGCCGUCGGCAACCUGCCCGAGUUCCUGCCCUUCAUACUCAACGAGAUUGAAGCACAGCCAAAGAGACAGUAUCUGCUUUUACAUUCAUUAAGAGAGAUAAUUGCGUGUGAAUCGUGUACUCCUGAGGGUGUGGAGGCUCUCAGACCAUUCAUCCCCGAGAUAUGGGUGCAGCUGGCCAAACACUGCCAGUGCACGGAGGAGGGAUCUCGUAAUGUCGUUGCUGAAUGUCUAGGAAAAUUAUGCCUUUUAGAGCCUCAAGAUUUACUGCCUCAUUUGAAAGAGUUUUUGAAGUCACCUGAGCCACUCACAAGGACUACUGCUGUCACUGCUGUCAAAUUUACAAUUUCCGAUCAGCCGCAAGCGAUCGACGGCAUGCUGCGCGCGUGCAUGGCGGAGCUGCUGGUGCCGCUGCGCGACGCGGAGCUGGGCGUGCGCCGCGUCGCGCUCGUCGCCUUCAACUCCGCCGCGCACAACAAGCCCUCGCUCGUGCGCGACCUGCUGCCCGCCGUGCUGCCCAACAUAUAUGCCGAGACUAAAGUUAAGAAAGAGCUGAUAAGAGAAGUGGAGAUGGGCCCGUUCAAGCACUCCGUGGACGACGGGCUGGACCUGCGCAAGGCGGCGUUCGAGUGCAUGUACACGCUGCUGGGCACGUGCCUCGACCGCCUCGACGUGCACGAGUUCCUGCGCCACGUGGAGGACGGCCUGCGCGACCACUACGACAUCAAGAUGCUCACGCACCUCAUGUGCGCGCGCCUCGCGCAGCUCUGCCCCGCCGUCGUGCUGCAGAGGUUAGAGAGCCUGGUGGAGCCGCUCCGCGCGACGUGCACCAUGAAGGUGAAAGCGAACUCCGUGAAGCAGGAGUACGAGAAGCAGGACGAGCUGAAGCGCUCCGCCCUGCGCGCCGCCGCCGCCCUGCUCCAGAUACCGGACGCCGACAAAAACCCCCACCUAAUGGACUUCGUGACUCAGAUCAAAUCGUUCCCGGACCUACAGCCCAUCUUCGAGUCUAUCCUGAAGGACUCUACAGGCGCCGUCGACUCCAACCUAAUGGACCAGAGC